AUGAAGCGUGUUACUUCACAUAUUUCGCGGUUUUUACCACUUGUGUUGUCGCAGCGUGGCUUGUCGACUUACGCAUCACCUCAUGUCUCGUCCAUGCGUUACUAUGGAGCUACAAAAUGUCUUUUGGCUUCCACACCAGACACUCCCUCCUUUCAGUGCGGCGAAUGCGGUAAGGCUUUUCGUCUUAUAAAUGCCUUAAAUCAUCACAUUAUGACCAAGCACGCAGGGAAGGCAAAGGCUAUGAUGAACAAGGGGGGUAAGUUGGAGGAAGUAAACCCUGAAGAAAUAAAAAACAAACCGCAAGGGGCAAUGUCGCAACCAACAUCACCGCCACCGUCAUCUUCGACGUCCGGUACGGAGGCCGCAUCAACCUCACCAACGCAUUCAAGCUUUCCCGGAAUACCGUUUUCACCCGUGGGUGGCAUAGGGCUCGUUGGAACUCCAGUAGGUGCUGCCUCUCAUGUCGUUAAUACUACUACCACUGCUGCUAAUUCUGCUUCUGGAAAUGCCCUUUCCGACGAGAACGCGGACAAAAAAACAUUUGUCUGUACGAUUUGUCAGAAAACAUUUCGGUUGGAAGCCGCCCUUCAACACCAUUACCAGGCGAAGCACAACAUGGAGAUGCCGACAUCAUCUUCAAGUUCUGGCGGCGCCAGUGCUCAACCAGUGCUGCAGGGUGGCGCCACUACAGCAGGUGUUGGAAGUGUGGGUUUUUCCCAUACUGAGGAGGAAACUGGCAGAUCAGCCAUGGGAACACAAUAUGUUCACAGUCAAGAAACAAUACUCCCGCAAGCCCCGCAAUAUCAUCUUGAUGUCGCGCCGAACGCACCUGAGGAGGGUGAAGUGGCUGCACAUUGGCGUUGUGUCAAUCAUUGUGUUAUGUUGGGCGUGGUGCAAAACAUUCAGGAAGGGUUUGUAUUUGAAGACAAAGUUCUCCAGUUUACACUCAUCACAGACUUCGAGGGACCCUCUCCUGGGGACCCGGAUAAGGACUUUCAUACAGUUCGUGUGUUUGAUAGCGAUUAUAGUUCGAGGGUGAAAGAGCAACUCCGUGACGGUGAGUGGUUCCUCGUCACUGGCAGACUGCGCAUGGUGCCUCAAUAUGAUGGUUCCAUGCGAAAGUAUUACCACUAUCCUGUCAUACAAGUACACCCGGGCUGUGGGUCAGUGUUGAAGGUGUGA
Messenger RNA from Trypanosoma brucei brucei TREU927, 1182 nucleotides. RefSeq names its product RNA-editing complex protein MP42 (gene Tb927.8.620). Lineage: Eukaryota; Euglenozoa; Kinetoplastea; Trypanosomatida; Trypanosomatidae. The coding region runs from base 1 to 1182 and encodes 393 amino acids. The transcript has a single exon. The record is from RefSeq and is a predicted model, not a curated record.